AUGCCUGGUAUCGGAGAAGACCGAGCAUCUGCUAUCCCUGCCGUGCUAGUAUUACGAAUUUGCUCUGCUAACUGCUGGAGUGGCGUUCCCAGUGGCCGUGUUCCCUCGGGGCGUCUCUGCGACUGUUUCUGCGGGUAUAGUUGCUGCAAGGGUGAUUUCGGUCGCAUCGGAGUUUGCUUUGUCGGCAUGGCUCGCAUGCUACCGCCCGACGUUUGCGUGCAUGUCCUCGUGCAGGUUGUGCCUGAGCGCUGUCCAUACUUUGGCGAAGUCUGGGUGAUUGAAAACGACUACGGGUUCGGAUUUCAGCUGAGGUCGGUGAUCGGAGAUAUAUAA
Clonostachys solani is the source of this 333-nucleotide messenger RNA. The record is from the annotation of a GenBank genome assembly. NCBI's taxonomy places the organism in Eukaryota, Fungi, Ascomycota, Sordariomycetes, Hypocreales, Bionectriaceae.